UUUCCCAUGCUUCAUUCAAUAACCUCUCGGCGGCCAAGCGCUUCAGUUCUUAGGAUGAACGUCGCUCCAUGCUCGAGCCGGAGGAACCUACCCCCAGUGAUCGCAAUAGUGCUUUUGACUUCGUGCCUCCCACGCCUGCUGAAUACUAUUUUGACAACAACCACGCCUCGCCUCGCGUUAGAACCGACUCAUGGGAGAACAUACAAUCUAGUAUCGAGCAAGUUGCCGAAGAGAUGGCUGAAGAGGAUCUCAUGCGUGCCGGUAAACGCUCUGGCCUUUUCGGUGGGUCGUAUGGUGGUUCUGCGACCUCGACAUUCCCCUUCUCUAGCAAUCUGACGCCUAGUCUGAUCUCCAUAGAAUCGUGUGAUUCAGGCGAGGAUCGCGUUGAUGGCAAUGAUCACUACAAGAUGGCGACGGGCGGUGGCUCAGACGUUGAUGAUAAGGAAAUCAACGAUUCCAAGGACAAGAGCCCAAGACAACUUGAAUUUUCGAGCAAUGAGGAUCGAGCUCAUAAGACAAAUCUGAGAAAUACUCUGUCUGUCUCGCCUUUCAAGCACCAUUACAAUGCUCGCCAACACGAUAAUGUACAGAAGUAUGACCCCAAUAACGCUCAUGCAGAAUCCAUGUACCACUACCAUGACAAGACUUCCGACCUUUCAAAUCACGCAUCUGACUUCCACCCUCCGUCCGAAGGAUCCUCCGUCGUAGCACAUACCGGACACUCGGCAGACAAUGUUGUCUGCCGCAACAGUAGCUGUUGCACUCCGCGGCGCCGUGUGCGACGCUUCGGCAUGUACUAAACUCGGAACUGUGAAACCCACUCGACAUGCGCGGCUCCUGGCAGGCUACCGUUCUAUGCUUGCCCUGGAUGGACUCCAAUUUGGGCUGCGCUGCGAUGAUCGAGUACCUCUGAAGGAGAGAGCUAAGCGGAAAACUCUUGCCUUACCAUUCACUAUUGUUCUAUACUUACUGCUUGUUGCACCAUUUGCAGAAUACUGUCUUGGCUUAGACUCAAAGAGUCGAAGAAAACUAGGAGAACAGGACGGGAAUCUCCUUGUUCAGGCCGAGCAAUAAAAAAGAAAACAACAAAAAAAAAUUUGAUUUGCACGAAACUGACUCCGUCCUUGUAUACCACCCCACCUCCUUCAUCCCCAUACCGACAUGGAAAAGGAGAUCGACAAUACAGCAGAAAAUAGGCGAGAGCAGAGUUCUAGACUGUCACUUGAGGAC
Pseudomassariella vexata is the source of this 1230-nucleotide messenger RNA. RefSeq lists its product as uncharacterized. The transcript is spliced from 2 exons. Lineage: Eukaryota; Fungi; Ascomycota; Sordariomycetes; Amphisphaeriales; Pseudomassariaceae. The record is from RefSeq and is a predicted model, not a curated record. Bases 69 to 800 code for a protein of 243 amino acids.